ACCCAUCGUGUGUAUCAUCUAUGACGCCCUUGUGGCAGUCUGCACUGAACUUUGUGCGAGAUAAAUUGUAUUGUAUUGUCUUGACAAUUGUGCUGAUACUGAUUUAUCUGGUUUAUCAUGCGAUUUGGAUUCGUCUUAACAAUUGUAAUUUUGAUUUAUCAUGCGUUGGAGUUUUCGCCUUCUUCUUCCUCAAGUCAUCAUCAGCAUCGCCAACCUCUGCAUCUUCCUCAUCAUCUGCUCCAUUCCCCGUCGCUCACAGGGUUAUCUAUAAAAUUGUCCUCUCAACAUAAGAAAUUCCCUCAUUUCGAAAUUUCUUUUCUGUGACACCGACAUUUACUACCUUCUCUCCCACCACAUACAUAUAAUCUACUUCAUAAUCUUCUUUUCGCCUCUUGCUAGACAAAUUCACUCAUCAUUCAUUCACCCUUCAAUCUGUCUACAUUUGCUACUAGUUAAUAAGAGAAAUAUCGCGCUCCUUACUUUCUCUUCGGUCAUUCAUCUGAAGGUGGAGUCUUCUCUCUCUCCUUUGUUUUUAACUUUGCUUUUGGGUCGGUGCGAGUGCUGUCAAUCUAAGAAGAAUGGGCUUGACGAACGGGAAAAACGUGAAAACAAAUACUGGCGUACAGGAGGUGCACGCCCCUAAUGAGGCCAAAACGGGCAUGGGGAAAAAAAAAGCCGCGAAUGAGGAAGACACGGCAGCGAGUCACCUGGGGACGAAGGGCGCCGUUGAUUAUCUCCUUGGUAUAUUUAAUUUUUGUUUUGAAGCUCUGAUACUUCGAGAUACUAGACCUAAGCGCCCGGCGGCUCUCCCUCCACUAGAAUCUUCCAGCUCCACCCGCUUCGCGCACUUCGUCCACCAAGGCAGGCCUCUCCGCUCUACUGCUCUUCAGCCUGAUCACCACAGUGCCCACCCCCCGGAGCUGAUAUGCGGGACAGGGAGAGAGCGGCGGAGCCGCGUCCGCCAAGGGAAGCGGGCUGAUGUCAAACCCCGGAAAUUUCGAAGUGCUUUGAGUUUAUUCUUUGCCGAUAAAGUCGAAAACCGGUGUGACGUUUUUCAAAGGUUCAAGCUCGAAAUGCAAAAUCAAAACAACAAAUAGUUUGCAAUCUGAAAUCUUGGAUCUGACGCUCCAGGCUUUCUGUUUUGUGUUUGCUCGGGGCUUUCAGGAUAGCGCUUUAUUUUUGGCGCCCCGGAAUUUUUAGUCUCUGAAGCAGGUAUAAGAACUAAGCUGUUUUAUAUAUUUGUGGACAAAUUACAAAAGGCUUCAAAGGAGAAACUGCCGCGUUCGAAAAAAAUUCCUGGCGAGUAUUUUCGAAUAGUUCGAAUAUAGUUCCCAAGAAUUUGGAAAAAAGUCAUCAGAUUCGAAAAAAGGGGCUUUUCUUUAGAAAAAAGUCGCUUUUUUUUCGAAUAAGGCGACUUUUACUCGAAACGCCUGAGACUUCCAGUGAGUCUCUCUCGAAUUAUUCGCAAAUGUUUCGAACCGUUCGAAAAUAUUUCGAACUUUUUCGAACGAAGCAGGCCUUUGCCCGCCCUUAGGUGCUUUGGGUUAAGAAUAGUAUGAGCAUUUAUAGUAGCAAUCAGAGUUUCAAGGUUUGUAGUAGAUAUAAAGUAGCCAGCGGCCUUCUCUCUGGUUGUGGGUUCAUUUGGUGAACCGGUACCCCAUAGCGAGGAAACCUGUGCACACAACCAGAGGGCUGAGCAGUCACCGGAGGCGUUGCACAGGGCUCCGGCCUUCUUUCGAAGGUGAGGCCUGUGGGGCUGAUAGGACGACGAUAGCGCCGGCGCUUAAUUAGUGUUGGCAGAAGGGGGCCACUUGAUGGCAAUUGCCCUCUCCUCUUUUCUAUCUUCUUCGCGUCUCUCUUUUUUCUAGUUAGGUCGGCUCCGCCACAAGCGUUAGCAAAUGGCUUGAAUCUCUUAAGAGGCCUCCCUAGGGAGCUUCCUUACGGAGGUAGCUUCCUUACGGAAAUUGCUUUCCUUACAGAUAGAAUUAGAAAGCUGCCAUAACUUUUCCUUGAGAAGUAAAAACGAUCCUUAAGGAGCUUCCUUAAGGACAAGGAAGCUGGCAUGGCCUUGGGCUAAUAGUCGAGCUUCCUUGGGGCGUCUACUAGUGCUACGGCCUCAAAGCUAUAGAGAGAGCCCUAGCGGGCUCCGCUAGACAAUGCACAAGGCAGCCCAUCAAGCGAAUUGCUGACUUUUUCCCCUUGUCAGGCCUGUCGCUGUUUCUAUGAGAUCCGGCCAGGGAAUCGCCCACCUUCAGGAAAUUCCCUCCCAGCUAUAGGGCUCGCGGCUUGUUUUUUUGCGGUCUCCGGCGUCUGUCUUGUAGGAUACAUUACAACAAGGAACCAGCCACCAACUUGAAGCGCGACUUUCUGUGAGUUGCCCCUUCCGUAAAUGCAGGCGCCUUUCUCCAUGCCAUGCAUGCAUGUGCAUGGCUAUGCCAUCAGAGCCGCCACGUCGUUCACUGAAUGACCCAACGAAGGAAUCAACGAAAGGCGGCCGCGAUUGUUUGGAGGCUGGCUACUCAUAUACACCGACCACACCCGCAAAAGUAUCCGCAUUGUUUGGGCUUUUUCUACUGGGCUCCCGGGUAAAGUCUCGCGCGCGAUGGAUAACGCGCACGCCCUUGACCCAAAUCGAUAAGCCAGAAAGAGGACUGCAACAGUAACGCACUGAGUCGCCGAUCUCUCUCGGAUUCUCUUCACCCACUGAGUGCUGGCUCCAUACUAGUCUACCUCCGCGCCCCCAGAGUAUAAGAACCUGAAUCGCAACUGGCUGGCCUUGCUCGCUCCGCGUAAAAGAAUGCCAGCCACUUAGGGCGCGCCGAUCCUGACAAACGCUCCUGCGCCGGUCAAGGGCGUUGACAUUUUCCACAGCUUGGAAGUGGUGGAGAGACAAUAAAACAAGAGCAAAAGGGCUCGCCCGUCUUUUGCAGCUAGCAAGCUGCUAUCUUCGUCCCUCAGUGUCAUUGCCCUCCAAAAAUUUCAAGGAGGCCACCCGAAUACGCUUAGAAUUGAACGACGUCCUCGACAUUUGAAAAAAAAAGCUACUUCUUUUCUCUUUACAUUAUCAACCAUACCACGAAAUUAAUGCAGAAAGAGCUUGCUACUACUGCGUAGUUUAUUUCUCCAGGUGGAAGGAGAUGACUGAGAAUGAGCAUGCUGCUGCGACAUGUGCAGUGCAGCAGCCAAAAAGCAAAAAAAAAAUCUUUAAACGUUGAAAAUGAGUGCUCAUCGUAACCGCUCUCGUUCGAAGAAGUAGGCUGACAAACAAGAGCGAGAGAAAGACUAAAAUUCGUGAGAGUGAAGGUCGUCGUUACUUCGAAAGUGAAGAAAUAACGUCGUGACUGUUUCAGUUAUUCGCUUGGUUGUCAUUGAGUAGUCUGAAAGGGCAGCAUGCAUCACAAGAGUAGGAGUACUAGGAUAAACGUUGAAAUAUAUAAAAAUAAGUGCUGGGGUGGUUUUGAUAAAAGUUGCUUUUUCCCACCCUCCCACACCUAUAAGUCAAGUUGUACUCGCUUGGAACAAGUGACAGGAAACCUCUGCCCUUCAGAUCUCUGCGCGAUCUCUUUCCCUCCAUGUUGAGGCCAGCUCGUUUUAGGUUGUCGAGGAUGUUACGUCCACUGAGUUUCUUAAUGUUUUUGCAAUAUUUGGAGGAUUUGAGAGGUCGUCUGAGGUCGAUAGGGUUAACUGGGUUUGACUUUGUCGGGCCCAGUUUUGGUUUCGGGGUCAGUCUUGUCAUUUACUUUCAUCUGCGAGAAAUAAAACGCCGGCCAACUGGCUGCAGGGGCUCGGCCAUUGCGGGCAUGCCACUGCUGUGGCGGAACUACUUUUGAGUACCACUGAGGCUGAUACAUGACGAACUUACCUGCGAAGCCUGUUUCUCUUUUCUCAUAUAAUCCGUCGAACGACGCCACGGCCACCUUGAACGCGAGGGAACUGGGAAGAGGGGGCCCGCCUCUACCCUUUGGCGCGCAUGGAUGUGCCCGCCUUCAUUCCUCUCACGGACGUGAUCCCACUCAAAUCCAAAAGGGCCCACCUUCUGCGCGUAGAGGUGUCCCAGUGUGCGCUUGUCUCAUGGGCUUCACGAUGCUCAAAAGGCUCGACCUUUUGACAUGGAAGCGCUCUCUUGUUUAGUUCUCAUGAACAUGGUCACACUCUUAGAAAAUAAAGGGCCCAGCUUCUGUAGGUAGAGACGUCCAAGCCUGGCCCCUCUCAUGGACCUCAUGGCGCUCACCUGGGUCUCCCCUCUGGCAUCACGUGGAUACGCUCGCCCCCAUUCUUCUCACGGACGUGAUCACGCUCAAAGGGCUGCUCCAGCUUCUGCCCAUGCAAGUGCCUAUCCGUGGCCUUCUCGUGGGCCUCGUGAUGGAUGCCCGAGAGGCUUUGCCCCACUCAUGCCGCGGGAAAAAGGCUCUCCAUUCUUAUAAGUCUCACGAACGUGACCGCGCUCAAAAGGAUCCAGCUCUUGCGCAUAGAUGUGCCCAGGCGUGGCCGUCUCAUGGGCCUCGUGAUGGAUGGCCUUCUCGUGGGCCUCGUGAUGGAUGCUUGGGAGGCUUUACCCCAUUGAUUCAUGGCAUGGGAAUGCUCUCCAUUCUUAUAAUUCUCAGGAACGUGACCGCGCUCAAAGGCAAAAGGACCCAGCUCUUGCGCAUAGAUAUGCCCAGGCGUGGCUUUCUCAUGGGCCUCAUGAUGCUCGCCAGGCUCUACCCUUUGGCAUGGAUGUGCUCGCACGCCCUCAGUGAGUCACCCACCUCACGGACAUGGCCACACCCAACGGGGCCCAACUCUUGCGCGUAGACAUGUCUGGGCUAUGGGUGACGCUCAUGAAAAGGCUCCGCCCUUUGACAUGAUGGGGGCGCCCUCCUUUAUAAUUCUCACGAACAUGAUCACGCCCAAAGGAAAGGAUCCAACCUGUGCGCCUGGAUAUGAAUUGCGGAGCCCAUCGCCCUCGUGGCGAGCAUGAUCGCGCUCAAAAGGGUCGAGCUUCUACUGUGCAUGCAUGUGCCCAAGUGUGGCUUUCUCAUGGACUUGACGACGCUCCGGGGGCUCGUCCCUUUAAUUCUCACCAGCACACGACCACGCUCAAAAGGGUCCAACUUCUGCGCAUGCAGGUGCCCAGCUGUGGCCUCUUUAUGGGCCUCGUGACGGAUGCCCCGCAGGCUUUCCCUUAUGACGUGGAUACGCUCCCCCCAAUUCUUCCCAUGGACAUGGCCACCCUCAAAAUAAAGGGUCUGACUGCACCUGCGCGCGCAUAUGUCCAGGCGUGGCGUUCUCAUGGACCUCAUGACGCUCGGCAGGCUCACUCUACCCUUUGGUAUCAACGUGGGGCGGUCACGCUAGCGCGCUUUACUGCAGCUCGUGCGCUUUGGCGGCGGGGGACUUUCUUUCCAUAGUUGCAAUACGUUGCUUGCGUGCGCUCACUCUCUUUCCAUAGUUGCAGUAGUAUUUGCCGGCCUUUUUAUCUGCCCCCGCGGGCCCUUGAUAGAUGGGCCGCGUUUUGUGCGCGUGCUUAUACAAACAGCUAAGCAAAGUCUGGGAUCUCCUUAAGGGUGGGCCCUUAGGGAAGCCCCUUAAGAAAGUUCCCUAAUGGCGUGCCACCCUUACGGAGCUCCCUUAGGGGGGCCUCUCUUAUUAAAAGUGCAGACUAUAGCCCCCUCCUUAACGCCCCUCCCUUAAGGAAGCGGCGACCGUAGAAGCUGCAACAGCUGUGACAGAGUGAAGCAGCUGGCCAGCCGGUGGCGUCUAGGCUACUUAGGGAGCCGCCCAAGGCUUCUGAGCUAGCUGGCCAAGCAAGGCCCCUCUCACUCUGAGCCAACUGGCCAAGGCUUCUGAGCUAGCUGGCAAAGGUUUCUAAGCUCGCUGCUUGUAGCUUCAGUUGGCUGCCUGUAGCUUCUGUUGGUUCCGGCUAUUCUUGUUGGCCCAUGAGUUCCGGCGUUCAAGUGUUCGGGCGUUGUGUUUGUCAGUUGAUUAGUUAGAAAAGAGACGGGGGAGGCGUGCUUCGGGGGUCGCGUGUUUUUGGUUGAGGUGUUUUCGGUGCGGGUGUUUUUUGGUUCAGGCGUUUGCAAUUUGGAGACCGGCUGGGGGAUUUCCAUAGUUUUUUCUUAGCUUUGGGCUCAAUAUUAAGGCAGGCGAAGUGGAGAAUUCAUGGCCAUGGAGUCUUUUUAUCCGCGGUGAAUGAGUGUCAGUCACUGCUUUUUGUCAGCAUGCGCUUACCCCUUCGUGCGGCUGCCACUGAGCUUCGGAACGGGUAAUAAAGUGGCCCCUCUAUUCUAACGAUUCGCAAAGUAUUAUUUAUUUUGGUUAGCCGUUUGAUAAAAAUAAAGCAUUUCCCGCGCGCACACCUCCAGGCGAAAGCGUACUGCUGGGUAAAUAUGAUUAUGGGCUCUCGAGGUUUUUGACUGAUGCUCAAGUCUGGGGUUUUUCCCUGCUCACCGCAAAUGAGAAGAAGGACGUAGAGCGGGCUCGCAGAAAGUUGGACGCAGUGUGCAAGGGGGGUAGGCAAAAAUCCAUGACUAUAGACGGGCAGAGGCUGGAGGCGACGUCGGAAUGCCGCAUCGUACUUAGCCGUUCACUUUUUUUGCUUCUUUGUGGAAGUUUGUUGCCCGCGCCGUCAGUGUGGUGCAGGCUCGAUUCUUCUACGUAUUAUAGUAUUUCCACUUAUUUUUUCUGGCCGUUCGUUGAUUCUUUUCCGAGUCAGACGCAGGCUGCUUCUAGCUUCUUUGCUCUUGCUAUUCCAAACAAGCACCUUCAAUCGGCUGACGACAGUCGCUGAUCUGUAGAAGCGCACCACGCUCGUCACUUACUCACUUUGCAGGGAAAAGCCGACGACCCGGACCAGGACUUCCAGGUCAUUACGUACUUGUCUCGGCUUGAUUAUGUGGCUGACGAGUGGGUGACGCUAGAGUGUAUCCACGUUUUCCUACGCAAAGGCGAUUCAUUGCAGUUUAUGGCAUGGGCGACAGUACGGCCUGAGCUCACUAAUGAGCCCGAGCCGAGGAUAGUGGCAGAUUUUUCGCGGCUGGUGGCGAGGUAAUUUCCUUCAGCUAAUUCCCCUCUUCUCACUGAGGCUCUGCCCUGCAAAAGAAAGGUCAGAGGCGAAUAGGGUAGCCCCGUAGCCUUGUAUCGUGAAGCUACCGUGGCUAGGAAGUGCGGGCCUGCACGGGUGCAGGAAUAACAGUGGAGAGCUGAGAAUGUGACUACCAGCUUGGGUCGCAUUUUCGUCAACUAUGUAGUGGACGCCCCAGCCUGAUCAAACCCGCAGCCCGACAUCGUCCUGAUCAGAUUCUCCUAUUCUCUGGCAGGUAUGAGAUGCCGGCCCGGCUGCAGCAAUUGGCGUAAGAGCCGUGAAAGAGAAGUUCCGCGACCACAAUCCCCCAACCCUCCGUGGCUCUCUGGCGUCUUAUCUUUAGGGACGCUGAGCUCCGAGCGCGGGCCGGCGCGCACAUUUGCGCUGGGCCGCAAAGUGGAACGACGUAAGAGGCCAAAAUCUUGGGAGUGAUGCUGGCUUUUUUUACGUAAACUGAGCCAGGGCCCUUUCCCCGAGGGAGCCCGUGCCAGCUCGCACGGGUUGCCUCGCGCCGUGUGUUGAGAAAUGUAGUCUUAUUUAGGUAAGUAUGGCGCGGCAUCAGCUCAAAGCCCUUCCCAAAACUGUUGGCUUGGUCCCGUUGUAGGGUCUUGCCCCAUCCUCGCUGUGGCACCCUUCUGAACUCGCAGACACACAGUCUGGAGGCUUCUUUGGCAACAAAGGCCUUACGGCUCAAAGCCACACGUCAUGCCAUCGGGCCGCGAUGCGUGCUUUUGGAACCGGGCUGAAGCACGCGCCAAGGCGUCAGAGGAUACACAUUCACGGGGAGCGCCCCGGCUGAUCUGGCCUCGCAGUCUUCUCGGGCAGCUUUUCAUAAAGUUGAAGCCGAUUGGGCUUUAAAGUUCCACAGUCAGCUUGAUCCUCGAAAAUUUUCCGACCGAUGGGCGGGGCCGCGUCGAUUUGCAGGCGACAAGGCCGCGGGGGGUCCCUUGGCGGAUGCCAGGUCUCGGGGACCCGUUGUGCCCGGCCGUACUUGAAUUCUUGAACAUUGAAAGCCCAAAACGAAAGGCGCCUAGCCUUUCUUAUUGUUGGAGUUUGUUGUGUUUCUUUUCAGGGAGCUUCGUGUUCGUAUGCGCCUGCCGUGAAAAAGCGUCUCGCCGCUCAUCAGUGUGCCCCCGGCUGCCUUCCAGGGGUGCCCAUCUGCCUGCUUGCUGCCGUUCGGUGCACUCGCUGCCGGGCCUGGGUGGCUCGGGCGACCCGACUCUAGAUUUUUGGAAGCUCAUCGUCAAACCUCUGUUUUGAAGCUUGAAGCCCUGAGCACUGAAAGCCAAAUAAGGGGCUUGGGCUUUGCGCGCUUCGUUUCGACGAAGAGGCAUGCUGGCUGGCUCCUGUCCGUCGUGAACCGCUUGGUCGCUGUUGAGUCCGACUCGCAUUCAGGGUUCCUGCGCUUCGGUGUUCCUGCGUUCUUCAUGGGGUUUUGGGCCUCAUGGCAAUAGGGAGGGCCCUCUUUUUCUUUGUUGCUACGAAACGUCUCGCCGCUGUGUGGGGUGAGUGUGGUGGUGGUCUUGCUCGCAUGUAAAUGCACCAAAUUAUUACAGCGCGACGCCGUCUUCUGAUACAGCAAAGCGCGCCUACACUUAUAAUAUACGAUAGUGGUUUAAUGAAAUGACAUCGCCCAGCGGCAAGAGGUUGGCCCUUAUGCUGCUCUCUUUCAACCCAAAAAGCACCAGGGCUAGGAGGGGUAAGAGGGUAUUUUUUUUGAGCUAUGUAUCAAGGCAGAGACACUCAUCUGCAACAAAAGAAGACACACAGCAGCAGCUGCGCCUGCAGAAAUUAUUACUGUCUUGAUUCGAUCUUUUUCCAGAAAAGUAAAGCCGUUUCGCUUUCGCUAGUGCUACAACGAGCGACGACAAAUCAAUGAAAUAAUACAGCGGCCGACUGGAGGAAAGUCACAAUAUUUGGCAUAAGGCCACGGAAGGACAGCCACAUUGGGUCCAGUUCCACAAGAAACUUGUGCCCGAGAUGUUUUCCCCGCCGAUGGCUUUCUUGGAGGUGCAGUCGCCAGCACUGCGUGUCGCCGGAGCCUUUGUCCCGCUGCGUGGUCCUUCCUUUGCGCUACUGUCCGGAUUCGUGCUGCUUUUGGUCUGUUUGCUGUUCUCACGUCGCUUCCGCCGUUCGGUCACGCGCUUUUUUCGCAACUACGCAUCUUAAGGCUAAACUUUCACCAUCCUCCCGAUACCGAUACGUCAGCCCCCGCCUGAGUUCAAUCCGCAGACACUCAAGACAGAGAAGUAGACUCACUCUUGAGUUCAAGCGGAAUGCAGGAGUCAUAGCUAUCCAUAGUCAUUGAACCACUCAGGUAAAGAGGAUAUAAUCAAAAAGAAACCACCUCUAACCAGUGGCACAACCCACCAAAGGAGAACCAGCGCACCAGAACAUGAUUGUGGAUGCGAUCAACCCCGAAGGCUAUGGCGCGACGGGCUCGAUGAAACCCGUCGAGGCAAACGCAGAGGAUUCUUUAUGGCUCUAGUCUAUUAUUUUACUAGGCAGACACCCAUCUUGAGUGAAAUAACCGCAGCAGGAGCAGCAGAAUUACCUCAUACCGUCACUCACUUUCUUACGUGUAAUUUACCAUGUUUGAUGUAGUGUCUCCAUUUAUAAUCACCACGACAACAGUCAUAGUGCAGCUAAAUGCAGAGUCAUAAAUUUAUGUAAUUACAACUUGGUGAAAAGAUACUAGAUAAGAAGUAGCUGGCUCUAACAAGUCUCGCGACUACAUCUUUGGAUGCCGGAGCGUUGAUGCCAGAUGAGGAGGCGACUUGGGAAAUCCAAGAGGUGUAAUGGCUCACUUACAACAUAAUAAAGUAGAUAGUACUAGAGGAGGCGUUGAUAAGCAUAAGUGAGCAGGCUUAUUGACGUAAUGGUGACUAUGUGUUGGCACACAUAGAGAUAGAAGAAAUAGGUCUAAAGGAUGAGAUAUGCUUAAAUAUACGGUGGAAAUGUGAUUUGUAGAACCAACUAAGACUCCCCAAGGGGAAACUACCAAUGAACAACACCCCUCGAGCAGGCAAGUGAAUGAAUGAAGUGAGUAGAUAAUUACUCAAAACUACAGUAAGAACACUAGCUUGACGUGAUUAGAUAAGUAUUAUCCGAACAUGAAAUACAGCGUGACUAUAGGGGAAUAGCCCCGUCCGUCGCCGGCAGCUUCGCGGAUAAACAUGCAAGCUCUUCCCUUUCGGAUAAGCAUGGCACUACAAAAAAAAAAGGCUAGCAGACUGAAUUGAAUUGAAAAGCCUUAAAAAGCUGCGGUCUCAACAACGUCGAGAAUGGUUAGUCGUAUUAGAAUAAACUUCGGGAUGUCGACUGUGGCUUUGCUCCAGCACGAGAGGACGAGUUUGGGGAUUGCUAACUAAACCCACAUCAAACAAAGUCUAACAAGAUACAUCAAAGUAGGGGUAGCGCUGUCUAACAAGAUGUGAUGGUGGAUUCGAAGCAGUAUGUGGUUAGAAAUAGCACAUGGUUGUUAUUUAAUCAGAGACUGAAGAUGAACCGCUUACUUUUAAAUAAAGUGUUCCGGUUGGACUUGGACGACAAAUCUGCCACUGACAUCUUCAGACGUGACGAAUUGAUACGAGACGUCCGAAACCUAUCAAAUAGUUCCAAAAAUCGACUGGUGGUUCUUGUAGUAUUAUUUCGCUCUACAAAAACAUUUAUUUUUACACUGUUACAUUCAUAUGUGGAAAAAGCUGUCAAUAAAGAACAUUGUUAACCCACAACCUGCACAGCGUGUAUGAUAGAACUAUAAUGUUGGAAAAUGAAAACUGAAAAUAUCUGUAGAAGUUGGAAUAUGAAACUUGUUAGGGAUCGUAAAGAUGAAAAUGAACAAUCUUGAUAAGAAAUUAUAAUUAAGCCUUGUUAGGUUGAGGCCCACGUCUGCUUCAACGAUGAAAGAGCUACUAUGUUGAUAUGUAAGCCGAAAAGCCUACGCUGUAAGUAUGAUGCAAAAUAUUUAGACAAAAAGUGGGAUUGUACCAGUAUGAUCAUACUGACCACUCGGGAAAAAUAUAACUACAUCAAGAAAGCACUUACUACACGUUUCCUUGAUCCUUGAGGAAGUAGGAGCUGCCUCUUCACAUCGAGGAGCUGCGUCGUGUGUAUAGAAGUACUCGAAUCAUUGGUAGGUGUUUAGGCGACAUAAAAUAUUUUGCGUAUGUGACAAAGUAAGCGCCAAAGCGUUGGGUUGUAUAGUUGCAAAGUUGAGAAGCAAAAGCUGCCAGGCCCUCGAGGGAAUUGGAUAGCUACGUCUCGCCUAUCAUCUAAGAGUACCCUAGAAAAAAAAAGUGGGCUGCUGAGUAAGUAUGUAAGAACGUCUUCUGGCGCACGGGCUUGUAACCUUGUGGCCUUCGAUCUACUUUCUUUCCGGCAGUUGAAAGGCGAACGCGCUUGCAAGGGGUUAACCCAAAAAAAGUCGGAAUUACUCAGAUAAAUCGUAGCUCCUAGUCGUCCUGCUGGGCGUAGUUAAAGUGGAAAAAUGCAUGGACGCGGUUGUACUUGUCAUAUCUUGUGUGUGAUAGAUUUUUAUUUUAACAGAAUAGAAAAAUAUACUGCAGCUGCUAGAU
This is a messenger RNA of Amoebophrya sp. A25, 11640 nucleotides long. The record is from the annotation of a GenBank genome assembly. NCBI's taxonomy places the organism in Eukaryota, Dinophyceae, Syndiniales, Amoebophryaceae.